Molecule: messenger RNA, 1266 nt
Organism: Amaranthus tricolor (Joseph's coat)
Lineage: Eukaryota; Viridiplantae; Streptophyta; Magnoliopsida; Caryophyllales; Amaranthaceae
Product: AP-2 complex subunit sigma
Exons: 8
Coding region: 577-1005 (142 amino acids)
Biological process (GO): clathrin-dependent endocytosis; protein transport
Cellular component (GO): intracellular membrane-bounded organelle; AP-2 adaptor complex
Molecular function (GO): clathrin-cargo adaptor activity
Source: RefSeq, a predicted model, not a curated record
AUUCAAUGUUACUAUUAUGGAAGCGAGGAAAUAUUUACUGCAUCGAAAAGUUUAAAGGCUCGGAAUCACCUUGCAGAUUAAAACAAAGUUUUUCUACCAUGUGAUUCAGGGCUUUCAUACUUGACAAAUCGGAGAAAUUUCCACUAGUAGUUUUUUAGGGCUUUCAUACUUGAUAAAUCGGAAAAAUCACUGUAAAAUUCAUCCUCCAUUGCUAAAAAUCAGGUAUUUCAAACUUCUACUCUUAAUUAAGUAUUUGUAGAGAUUUUUUCAAUACGUUCUGGUUUUCGAUUGAUUUCGAUGUGUAAGCUGUCUGAAUCUUGGAGUUUUAGAUUGUUUCGGUCACCAUUGGCGUAUCGACUGCAAUUUCGAUUCUUUGAAAAUUUGAGUGCUGCUGUGUAAAAUCACAUAAGUUUAUCUUUAGCUCACCGUACCAACUCCCGAGUAUCGCACCCCUUCUUGGUUCUUGGAAAAUUAAGACUUUGGCGGCGAUAAUUUGUCAACUUAUUGGUCGUUGUUACAACAUCUAAAGCGAGAGAGGAAAAAUUCAUGUUCAGUUAUUGAUCAAACUCCGAAAAUAUGAUCAGAUUCAUAUUGUUACAGAAUAGGCAAGGGAAGACUCGUCUAGCAAAGUAUUACGUUCCUCUAGAAGAUUCCGAAAAGCAUAAAGUUGAAUACGAGGUUCAUCGAUUGGUUGUAAAUAGAGAUCCAAAGUUCACCAAUUUCGUUGAGUUUCGUACGCACAAGGUUAUCUACAGGCGCUAUGCUGGGUUAUUUUUCUCCAUGUGUGUUGAUAUCACAGAUAAUGAGUUAGCAUAUCUUGAGUGCAUCCAUCUCUUUGUGGAAAUAUUGGAUCACUUUUUCAGCAAUGUGUGUGAGCUGGAUCUAGUCUUCAAUUUUCACAAGGUUUACCUGAUACUUGAUGAAUUUAUCCUUGCCGGCGAGCUUCAAGAAACGAGUAAGAAGGCCAUUAUUGAGAGGAUGGGUGAACUAGAGAAACUGGAAUGAUUUGAAAUAUUUUGGUGUCCAAUUCUAUGCAGCUCUAUGAAUUUAAUGUUUGUAUUUGUUUGAUCUCUCUUGUCAAUUCAAUAUCUUUGGAGGCUAGUCAAACUCCUUGCUUCAUGUCCUCAUAAGUGAAACAUAUGUAUUUAGUCAGUUUAUAUGCUCGACUGCUUGUUGUGAUCUUAAUUUUUAAUUACUAGUAUCUGUUUUUAAUACUCAAUUUGACAUAUAUUUGCUUUAAUAUGAGAAUUUUUUGAUUAACGCUAC